AUGAUGCAUCAUCUCAGGAUCUCCGUUCUACUUACAUCGCUUCUGUAUGCGAUUGGGAUCUUUGCAAGCCAGGAUCCCUACGAUGCAUCCAUCUUGAUUAAAGAGGCCGCGCGCGCUAAUAACGAGUCGCUGCUAUGGGGCCCCUACAAGCCCAACCUCUACUUCGGCGUGCGCCCUCGCAUCGCUAACAGCUUGUCUGCUGGCUUGAUGUGGGCGAAGGUUGAUGAUUUCGCGACCGCACAGCAAAACUUUAGGCACACCUGCGAACAGAAUGAAGGCAUGGCUGGAUAUGGCUGGGACGAAUACGACGUUCGGAAGGGUGGACACCAGACUAUUCAUGAUGCCGGGAACACACUGGACCUGACGAUCGAUUUUAUCAAGGUACCUGGGGGCCAGCAUGGUGGUAGUUGGGGCUUCCGGGUGAAGGGUACCCCUCGCGAAGACGGUAGCCCUGACCAGCCGAUCUCGAUGAUCUUCUAUACAACGCUUGAGGGUCUGGGCCAGCUGGGUGUUGACCCUAAGACUGUGUCGGAAGACGCGCCCGUCGAGGGUGAUGUGCGAUUCACGGGUUACUCUUCUGAACUCGGGGAUUUCUCCAUUGAUGUCACCGACGGUCCGGACAGCAAUGAGUACUUCAAACAUGAUCACCCGAGUUAUGAUGAAAAGCCAUUGGGCCACGGUAUUGUGUCUAGUGCGAUGAUGGCGCAGCAGCAACUUUGGCAGGCCAAGGGAAUCCUGUUCACCCAGAUGAAGGGCGAAGUUGACAACACUAUCAAGGAAUUUGGAACUGAUGACCCGCCGCCGCCGGCACAGCUGUUCACCAUUAAGCACGCGCCCGGCGAUGGCAAUGUCCACAUUGUUCAGAAGGUCUUCACGGGUGCUUUUGAGUUUGAUGUGCUCUUCUCUUCUGGCUCCGCUCCCAAGCCGAUGACCUCGGAGACACUGACCAAGGAGCUAGAAGCUUCCUCCUUGUCUUUCUCUGAGCGAUUCAAGCAGGUCCUGGCACCCCAGGCUCCAUUUGAUUCUACAAAGUACUUGGAGUUCUCCAAGGCCAUGCUUUCAAACCUGAUUGGUGGCAUUGGUUUCUUCCAUGGUGAUGAUGUCGUGGACCGGUCUGCUUCUCCCGCAUACGAGGAGGAGAACGAAGGUUUCUGGGAAGAGACAGCCGAGGCUCGAGCUGCGGCUAAGCCAGUCAUUGGAUCCCCCAAGGAUCUUUUCACCUGCGUUCCUUCACGGCCAUUCUUCCCGAGAGGCUUCCUCUGGGAUGAGGGUUUCCACCUGAUGCCCGUGAUGGAAUACGACUCUGACCUUGCACUCGAAAUUAUCAAGAGCUGGUUCCAUCUGAUGGACGAAGAUGGCUGGAUUGCUCGCGAGCAAAUUCUCGGAAUGGAAGCUCGCAGCAAAGUGCCACCCGAGUUCACCGUUCAGUACCCGCACUACGCCAACCCACCUACCCUGUUUAUGGCAUUGGAAGCUUUCGUGGAUAAAGCGAAGAGCAACAAGAGCACGCAGUUCGAAUCCCUGGACAACAAUGAUGUGGCCGAGAGCCUUCGUACUGCUACCCUGCGGAACCCUGAACUCUCCGAAGCAUACCUCCGUUCGUUCUACCCACUUAUGAAGAGACACUAUUUCUGGUAUCGGAACACCCAACGUGGCGACAUUAAGUCGUACGAUCGCGAAGCAUUCUCUACCAAGGAAGGCUACCGCUGGCGUGGACGCUCAGUCCAGCACAUUUUGACAUCCGGUAUCGAUGACUACCCUAGAGCCCAGCCGCCGCACCCCGGCGAGCUGCAUGUUGAUCUUAUUAGCUGGAUGGGCAUGAUGAGCCGCGCUAUGCGUCGUAUUGCGCAGUAUCUGGGCGAGGAAGAAGAUAUGGAGGAGUUUGCCUACUACGAAACUGCCAUUAUGCGCAACAUUGAUGACCUGCACUGGAGCGAGAAGGAGCAGACAUUCUGCGAUGCUACGAUCGAUGAGUUCGAGGAAAGCGUCCAUGUUUGUCACAAGGGAUACAUCUCCCUCUUCCCCUUCCUGACCGGCUUGCUUGGACCUGACAGCCCGAGGCUCAAGCCCGUGCUGGACCUGAUCAAUGACCCCGAGGAGCUGUGGAGUGACUACGGAAUUCGAAGUCUGAGUAAGAAGGACGAGUACUACGGCACUGAGGAGAACUACUGGAGAAGCCCCGUUUGGAUGAACAUCAACUAUUUGGUGUUAAAAAACCUUUAUGACACCGCAAUUGUUCCCGGUCCACACCAGGAACAGGCCCGUGAAAUGUACUCCAAGCUGCGCAAGAAUUUGGUCGAAAACGUGUUCCGGGAAUGGAAGAAAACCGGCUUCGCUUGGGAACAGUACAACCCCGAUUCGGGCAACGGGCAGCGGACGCAGCACUUUACCGGCUGGACCAGUAUGGUUGUGAACAUGAUGUCCAUGCCGGACCUGCCUAAGGGGGCUAGCACUGGUCACGACGAGCUGUAG
This is a messenger RNA of Penicillium cinerascens, 2472 nucleotides long. RefSeq names its product mannosyl-oligosaccharide glucosidase (gene cwh41). Gene Ontology annotation, cellular component: endoplasmic reticulum membrane. Gene Ontology annotation, biological process: protein N-linked glycosylation; oligosaccharide metabolic process. Gene Ontology annotation, molecular function: Glc3Man9GlcNAc2 oligosaccharide glucosidase activity. Lineage: Eukaryota; Fungi; Ascomycota; Eurotiomycetes; Eurotiales; Aspergillaceae. Bases 1 to 2472 code for a protein of 823 amino acids. The transcript has 4 exons. The record is from RefSeq and is a predicted model, not a curated record.